Centruroides sculpturatus (bark scorpion) is the source of this 2564-nucleotide messenger RNA. RefSeq names its product DNA repair and recombination protein RAD54-like (gene okr). The record is from RefSeq and is a predicted model, not a curated record. Lineage: Eukaryota; Metazoa; Arthropoda; Arachnida; Scorpiones; Buthidae. The transcript has a single exon. Gene Ontology annotation, cellular component: nucleus. Bases 37 to 2163 code for a protein of 708 amino acids. Gene Ontology annotation, molecular function: DNA translocase activity; ATP binding; ATP-dependent chromatin remodeler activity. Gene Ontology annotation, biological process: reciprocal meiotic recombination; double-strand break repair via synthesis-dependent strand annealing.
CGAUGUAUUGUAGUAGAAUUUAGAUAUAAAUUCGUGAUGAGAAGAAGUUUUGCGCCUAGUCAGUUAGAAAAACGAAAAUUGGACGACGAAGAUUCGAUAAUACAGAAGAAAACAAAAUCAUCUGAUUUAUCACUUCACGAACAAUUGAUAAGGAAAAUAUUAGCACGACCUUUCAAAAUACCGAUACCUAAUUAUUCUGGUGUGCCUUUAAGCCAUAGGACUUUAGGACUUAGAAGGAAUGGGACGAGAAGAGCUCUACAUGAUCCUUACGAAGAAGGAGCUUUGAUUUUGUAUGAACCUCCUCCUAUUCCUCUUCAUGAACAAUUAAAAUGUGAAAUGAAUCAGCAGCCUGUUCAUGUCGUCGUAGACCCUAUAUUGUCGCAAGUUUUACGUCCUCAUCAACGUGAAGGAGUCAAAUUUAUGUGGGAUUGUGUUACGGGGAAACAGAUAGAAAAUAACUACGGUUGUAUCAUGGCCGAUGAAAUGGGAUUAGGUAAAACACUUCAGUGUAUUACUUUACUAUGGACAUUAUUAAGACAAGGACCAGAUGCUAAACCUAUUAUUGAUAAAGCAAUCAUUGUUUCUCCAAGUAGUUUGGUGAAAAAUUGGCAAAAUGAAAUCACAAAAUGGUUGAAAAAUAAAAUUAAUGUUAUGGCUAUUGACUCUGGAUCAAAAGAGAAAAUUGAUAAAGAUCUUCAAUAUUUUAUGAAUACGAAUGGUCGUCGUGUUGUGUGUCCCGUUUUGAUUAUAUCGUAUGAAACUUUUCGAUUACAUGCUGCCGUGCUUCAUAAAGGAGAAGUCGGAUUUGUUAUUUGUGACGAAGGCCAUCGAUUAAAAAAUUCUGAUAAUCAGACCUAUAAUGCACUUAAUAAACUACAGGCUAAACGUAGAAUUUUAAUUUCUGGAACACCUAUUCAAAAUGAUUUGCUUGAAUAUUUUAGCUUAGUUCAUUUUGUGAAUGAAGGGAUACUUGGAACUGCCCAGGAAUUUAAACGUAAAUUUGAAACGCCUAUUAUAAGAAGUCGUGAUGCUCAUGCAUCUGAUGCUGAACAACAAAAGGGUAAUGAACGAUUAGAAGAAUUAUUGUCAAUUGUAAAUAAAUGCAUGAUUAGACGAACAUCAGCACUUUUAUCAAAAUAUAUUCCAGUAAAAAUAGAAUUAGUGGUUUGUUGUAUGAUGACACCAUUACAAAAUGAUAUAUAUGUAAAUUUUGUAAAAUCUUUGGAUAUAUUAAAGUUAAAUAAUGCCAAAGAAAAGGGAAACAAAGUAAAUGUCUCUCUGUCUGCAAUUACUUCUCUCAAAAAAUUGUGUAACCAUCCAGAUUUAAUAUAUGAAAAAUGUCAAGAAAGCCCUAAUGAAUAUCUAAAGUAUUUUCCAGAAAAUUAUAACCCCAAAAAUCUUUUACCAGAAUUAUCUGGUAAAAUGAAGGUUUUAGACUGUCUCUUGGCAGUUAUUAAAAGUACUACUAAAGAUAAAGUAGUAUUAGUUUCUAAUUAUACCCAAACUCUUGAUUUAUUUGAAAAACUUAGUAGAUUAAGAAACUAUAAAUAUGUUCGUCUUGAUGGUACAAUGUCUAUUAAAAAGAGAGCUAAAGUAGUUGAGACAUUUAAUAAUCCUGAUAAUGAUGAAUUUAUUUUUAUGCUUAGUAGUAAAGCUGGUGGAUGUGGUUUAAAUUUGAUUGGUGCAAAUCGAUUAGUAAUGUUUGAUCCUGAUUGGAAUCCAGCUAAUGAUGGACAGGCAAUGGCUAGAGUUUGGAGAGAUGGUCAAAAGAAACAGUGCUAUAUAUAUCGUCUUUUGACUACUGGAACAAUUGAAGAGAAAAUUUUUCAAAGACAAACACAUAAAAGAGCUUUAAGUAGUUGUGUGGUGGACAACACAGAAAAUGUUGAACGACAUUUUAGUUUGGCUGAAUUAAGGGAAUUAUUUCGCUUGGAAGUUGGAACUUUGAGUGAUACACAUGAUAAAAUUAAUUGUAAAAGAUGUGUUAAUAAUAUAGAAGUUAAAUCUCCAUGUAAUCAAGCAGACUGUAAUAGUGAUUUAUCUGAUUGGUGUCAUUGUGCUGAUAAAAAAAAAUUACCUGAUAUUAUUUUAAAAUCAAUUUGGGAUUCAGGCAUUUCUUUUGUUUUUCAUCAGAAAUCUCAUGAUCAAAAAACUGUUCCAUAGUUUAAUAUAUGUAAACACAAAUUUAGUAUAUUAUUUUAUACUUGAUUAUGUAACUUAAUUUAUAUUGAUAAUUAGCAAUAUCUCUGUGAAGUACAGUAUCUGUAAAAAAAAUACAAAAAGUGUAAUUAAGUGAAAAUAUGUUUUAUCUUACUUUUAGAGCAUUGUAAAAAACUAUCAUAUAUUUGUAAUUAUAAAUUCUUUCCAUAAAUUAACAAAUUUAAUAAAUUCAAACACAAAGUGCUGAUAAACAGACUCCAGUAAACAUUAUUUAUUUCUUAUUGAUAUAUGUUAUUUAUUAUAUGGAAUUUCAGUUUAUAACUUGCCUUUCCUUGGUCUAAAUCAGUGGUCUUCAAACUUUUAACAUCUACAGAACACUCAUGCCUUUUUGUUUUUGUUUUUUC